AGACCACCGCAUAGACCGCUCUCUUUCUGUUUGGGCCAGUGUUCUUGAAAUUCGUCACACGAUCGAAACGAAAGAAAAAAGGACGCCAAACCUUCAAUCAAUUUGUUAUCGCUUUAUAAUCAAUUGAUUGGCUAAAGUGAAGUGACGAUUGGCAAAGUGGAUUGUGUUAACGGUGCAUCAGAUCGACGUAUUGGUACAUCAAAACGCGUUGAAUUGAAAAAGAAAGAAGGGAAACAUAUAUCAGCCAUGUGCAUAUGUUUCUUCUUGUUUUGAACAACGAAACAUUGGAAGAUUUCUCUUGUUGCAUUGAUUAGGUCACACACACACACACAAAACUAAAGUGCUGUCGAAAUCAAACGUCUAAUCAGGACACAGAAUGGAAGCGCCAAGCCGGACAAGACGCCGGCGAUCUAUUUUCAAGCAUUCCAUUUCCAGGGGAGUCAUAGCGACGACGAUAGCGACAUUCCUACGAUCGGUGGAUGCCAGCAGCGGGGUUAUCGGCGGGCAUCAUCCUAGCGCUCACGCGCUUAGUUACAUCCUGUCAUCUCACAAUCAGCACAAUGGAACGAUUGGAGGCUCUGGGGGGCAGUCCCUGGAUUAUGGAGGAUUCACCGAGGAGAUUUUCGAAGAAAGCGAAACGAUCGAAUCUUCAGUUCCUCCUGGCCAACCACCGGGAAAUCCCGCGCAAACUGUCGUCGAUAUUAUCGCCGUAUUUGGCGCCAUGUUUGUCGCCGCUGUUGCCAUCAUCCUCAUUACAGUCUACAUCAGUAAGUUACGUAAGAGACAGUCUAGUGCUUUAUCGACACCUGACGCGGAAGUGGCGUCUACGUCGCCAUCUUCAGACUGUUCGGCUUGUCCUCAUAGUGGUGAUCCCGGAAGCGCUGCCUCUAUCGCCCAAUUCAACAAGGAAGUCCAGGAAGCCUGGAGUGCAAUCGAUUUCGGACACAAGCCGAGCCUUUGGCGUAAGACGAUUCGUAGCGUGAUUCUUCGACUACGGGGACAGGAGCAACACAAGGAUGUUUAUGUUAUGCCACAACAUCUAAGGGAUCAACUGAAGCAGAUGUAUGUCUAUUGAAACAUUUUUUUUUUUACUCCCGGAGCUUCUGGAACGGUCCCGAACCGUUAUCUUUUUUUUUUUUAAAUAAUUUUUACCUCUAAAACAAAAAUUUUAAACGUUGCGAUUUUAAACUUCGCGCGCGCGCCAAAUUUUUCCGUUUUUUUUUUAAAUGAAAAGAGAAGACAAAAUUCGAAAUAUGAAAGAAAAAGAGUAUUACGACAGAACAUUAAAAAGAAAUCAUAGCCCACAAUUUUUAAGAAAAAGAGAAAAACGUUACCUGAAUGUAUACAACUUGUACAUAAAAAGAAACAAAAGCAGAUAGAGAAAAUGGAGAAAGGCGAAAUCAUUUGACGAAUAUUUUUUUUUGUAAAUGCCAUGUCCGACAAUUAUUAUUUUUUUCUUCAAAUGUUUAUUUUUUUUCUCCAAGCAAAAAAAAAAAAAGAAAUGAACAAUGUUCUAUGCGACAUCCCUCCUGUCAAUUUCACGCUCUCAAAAGUGUUUUUUUUUUAACCAGAAAGAAAAGACGCCACAAAAAAAUGGAAGAAUUUUUACGAUUUUUUAAUGUAUAUUUCCCGAUCUUGUAUGUAUUUGUAUGUAAUGUCAAUGAAUAUUGUACAGUCCCGUUUUCCCCUCCAUUUAUCUUCUCCCGAUUUUUUUUUCUUUAAUAUAAAUGUGCGUGUACAUGCGUGAAAUCAAACAACAAAAAUCGCCUUCAAAA
Messenger RNA from Daphnia carinata, 1775 nucleotides. RefSeq lists its product as uncharacterized. Lineage: Eukaryota; Metazoa; Arthropoda; Branchiopoda; Diplostraca; Daphniidae. The coding region runs from base 377 to 1075 and encodes 232 amino acids. The transcript has 6 exons. The record is from RefSeq and is a predicted model, not a curated record.